Messenger RNA from Aspergillus viridinutans, 921 nucleotides. Its product is annotated as isocitrate lyase/PEP mutase family protein. Gene Ontology annotation, molecular function: catalytic activity. The transcript has 3 exons. The record is from RefSeq and is a predicted model, not a curated record. Lineage: Eukaryota; Fungi; Ascomycota; Eurotiomycetes; Eurotiales; Aspergillaceae. Bases 1 to 921 code for a protein of 306 amino acids.
AUGGAUAUGGGACGAUAUGGCCGAGAUGCUAGCUACAGGUCGACAUGGAGGGUAUCAUCCGGCAAUCUCUGCUACGAUAAAGAGACAUUUUCGACGACGGACACUCAUCCGACGGAGAGACAUUGCGCCGAGGAGGGGAUUGCGACAGAAACCGGUGCGGGAACAACGGCCUCGAGACUCAGCAUGGCAGAUCUCAGACUGGCCCAGCUCUACAACAUGAGAACCAAUGCGGAGAUGAUUACUAACCUGGACCCAUUUGGUCCUCCUCUAAUUGCCGACAUAGAUACUGGAUACGGAGGCCCCCUUAUGGUGGCCAAAUCCAUCCAACAAUACAUCCAAGCCGGCGUAGCCGGGUUCCACAUCGAAGACCAAAUCCAAAACAAGCAAUGCGGCCAUCUCGCAGGCAAAAAGGUCGUCUCCUUGGACAAGUACCUCACGCGGGUCCGCGCCGCAAAGCAAACCAAGGACCGCCUCCGCUCGGAUAUCGUGCUGAUUGCCCGCACCGACGCGCUGCAGCAGCACGGCUACGACGAGUGCAUCCGGCGUCUCAAGGCGGCGCGCGACAUUGGCGCGGAUGUAGGAUUGCUGGAGGGAUUCACCUCGAAGGAGAUGGCGCGCCAGGCGGUCCAGGAUUUGGCCCCGUGGCCAUUGCUGCUCAACAUGGUUGAGAACGGGGCCGGUCCGGUGAUUACGACCAAGGAGGCCAAGGAGAUGGGGUUCCGGAUUAUGAUCUUCUCGUUUGCGUCGUUGGCGCCUGCGUAUCUGGGGAUCAAGGCUGCCUUGGAGCGGCUGAAGAACGAGGGAGUCACGGGCAUCCCUGAGGGGCUGGGGCCCAAGAAGCUGUUUGAGGUUUGUGGGUUGAUGGAUUCGAUGAGAAUCGACACAGAAGCGGGAGGCAAUGGGUUUACCAACGGCGUCUGA